This is a messenger RNA of Cuscuta europaea, 2664 nucleotides long. The record is from the annotation of a GenBank genome assembly. Lineage: Eukaryota; Viridiplantae; Streptophyta; Magnoliopsida; Solanales; Convolvulaceae.
UGAUCUUUUAGUUGAAAAAGUAGAUAAAGUUUCUGAAACCGAACUUCGCAUGUCUUGCAUUCAGCAGGUAAUUUAGUUGUGUACUUGUAUACAAUUUGAUGCUUAAGAAAAAUAGAAAAGUGGGAAAGUUCUCGAACAAAGUUUUUGUUAUGUAUGUUCAGAGAUUAUUAAGGUCAUGCCAGGAGCAUAUAGAUCACGAGGGUCUUUCACAGCAACUGUUACAGAUAAACACUCCCAAGCACCAUAGAAGGUACAUCUUGCCAGUUGGUGAAACUCUGCGUGGUCUUGAUGCUGAAGAUGACUGGUCUCAGUUUCGAAAUGAAAACCCCCCUGCAGUUGGAAAUGGGAGCUCUUCAACUCCUACUCCAAGACUUACUCAAGACUCUCGCGAUCUCUCAGUGUCAAAGACCGAGUCAAAACAAGAUUUAGUUCUAACAUUGGUAUCAGAUCACUCGCUCCUGGAGUCUUAAUUAUCGCGGAAGAGGAGGAUUUGUGAUUUGCGAUGCUGAGAUACGAACGAACGAAGAUGGUCGCUGAGCAGAAGAGAGAACCCUGACGGUCAGAACUGGAUGCCUUUGGUUCGAGCCUGGAAAAGCGUUCAAACAUGGAGAGGAAAUCUGCUAUGAAGAACAUCGUUGCAUCCCUGGCUGCGAUAAAUGAACAGUUUCCAACCAGAGGAAGAUCGCACACUUAUAAACAUCAACAAACAAAGGAAUCUGAGCGUCUAGAUGCGUCGGAAGGUAAUUCUGAUCACUCUCUCUCUAGUAAGGGUUGCGAUAGCAGUAGAAGAGAUAUUCGUACAAGAAUAAAGGUUGAACUACAGUUGUUUAACGGGGAUGAUGCAGACAGUUGGAUUGUGAGGAUGGAAGAAUAUUUCCGUCUCAAGGCUACUGGGGAGAAAAAUAAAGUUGAAGUCGCAACAGAGGCUAUGGAGGAUGAUGCGUUUGACUGGUUUCAAGGGUGGGAAUUUCAAACGAAAUGAAAGAGUUGGGAGGUUCUGAAGGAGGCAAUUAAUCGGCAUUUCUCAGCUCAUCAACUGAUCAUCAUCGAUAUCAUCAGGAGGGGUUUCUACUGGUUUGCAGAUUUCAGCCCAAUCAGCUCUUCCUAAUGUGUUAGUUUCAGCGUACCUAAAGGAAUCACGCGUUUUAGAAGUCAUAACUCCAGGCGCAAAAGGAAAAGGAUCUUCAGGUGACCCACAGCUGGGAACGAACAUUGAAUUGAAGCUGUCUGCACCUUCAAUUCAACAAUUGGAGACGAAAGAUGAUAUUCUGAAAGAGGCAGAAAACAUUGAUUCACCAGAUAAUCUAGAGAAGUCUGAAGAGCGCAAAUCGGAUAAUCUUACCUAUGAAGUUCGAAGGUAUACUAGUGCCUUAGACCGAAACCUAGAAGAUUUUAAAUUUGAGAUUGGUAGAGUUCCGGAAUUGGAUGUUCUAAAGGAAAUUAUGCACCCUUGUUUACGAAAAAAUAGUUUGGAAGGGAUGAAUAAGAUUGAUGAUGUUCCUUCUAUGAAGUAUAUUCCAAAUGAAAUGGGAGUAGUAAUUACUGGAAAGUAUAAGGAAAAUGUUAUGGUUUCAGAUUCUGAUAAUCCCGAGUUCUUCGGAAUACACAAAAUGCGGACUGAAAUCUCCAAGGAAAGUUGGAAGAGAAAAGAGAGUACAAACUGUGAGUACUUGGUGAUUAUCAACACACUUGCUGGAAGAUCUUAUAAUGAUUUAAGAGAGUAUCUUGUGUCUCUUUGGGCUCUAGCUGAUUAUGCAUCCAAGAAUUCCUUGCACUCUGGUACUCCUUUUCGUAGCUGGAAACAGAAAAUACCUUCAAGCAAUCUAUCUAAGUUCUGAUUGACAAUUUUGGAUAGCAAGAAGGGUGUAAAGGUAAUGAUGCAUAGUCUGGAGGAGUUGGUGUAUGGUGUCAUUAUUUUUCUGCAGAUAACAAAGCAGUAGACCCACACCAGGACCUGGUUGAUGGAUACCGACAAAUUCUUUACUAAAGUGGAAGAAAAAAGGUUUAUUGAAUCAUGGAAGGAGAAGUUUGCGGGAUCCCUGGGUGAGUGGAUACCAGACACUACUAUUUUCACCUUAGCUUCAGUGUCAGAAAAGAUAUUCGUAACAAAGGAUUCUGGAAAUGGUGGAGAUACUGUAGGAAAUAUUUGGGAGAAAAUUCGUGUAGAAGACAUUGCAACAAGGGUUGAUGAGCAAAUUGUGUAUGCAGCAGUUAAAGCAAUCGGCAUGGAUGUGCCUCUUCCUGUAAAAGUAAAUGCUUGUCAAGCACUGUCACAGUUGUUAAAUGAUACAAACUCUGGAGUCGAUUGGCCACACAUCAAGCACUUAAUUUCAUCAGUCAUCAAGCAUACUAUGAAUGGGAUUUUUGAGAUACUACGAGCUACUUUCAGGGCAGAUCAUUUUACCAGCCAGGAGGCUCUAGAAGUGGGUAGCUUGCUUUGGGACCUCUUGGCUACGCCCAAAUUUGUAUUUAAUGUGGUUUUUCUAUUGAAGGAAAGAAAUAAUUUGCAUUUAGACCAUAAUAUUGUAGUUAGCCGUUACAUAUCUUUGGCAUUUACUAUAGUAUUAUUAUUUACCUUAUAUACAUUAUUAGGAUGUGUAUAAAUUGCAGCCUUGUAAACCAGUUUUAACACACAGAAAUAUAUUCAAAACAUUCAUUCUCUUC